GUUUAAUGCAAUUCAGCAUCGGGGAGCCGGGAGGUGGACCCCAGGGGUCAGGAGACUCGAGGCAGCGAAGAAAACAAAAGAGGGUGACAGUGGAAAAGAAAGAAAGGAGAAAUUUUUUCCAGGAAAUUAAUCCGAAGAGGAGGAGGAGGAGGAGGAGGGGAGAAAGAAAGGAAACUAGGGGUAUUUUCUUUUCUUAUUCUCUUGAUUACCCUCCCCCCACCCCACUUCCCGGAUGUAUCAGAAGCUUUAUGUAUUUGUUGCUGCAAGUGAAUGUAGAAAUGGACAACAGUGGCCAGAGGGAGAAUGGGAGGCACAAGACAGAUCAAUACAAACAAGUUCACACACAGUGGAUGAUGCCUCAAUAUCAACUGAAAGAAAACCAAACCAUAAAGUUCAUGGCCAUCAUGUCUGAGCGUGACAAUGCUAUCCAAGAACACAACAUAGCCCUUGCUGAGAAGAAAGCUGCUUUGGCUGAACGAGAUGUGGCAAUCCUCCAACGUGAUACUGCAAUUGCCGAGCGGAACAAUGCCAUCAUGGAACGAGACAAUGCUAUUGCAGCUCUUCAAUAUGCUCGUGAAAAUGGAAUGAAUACUAAUGGUGCAACUGCAUGCCCUCCUGGGUGCGCCGCUCCUCGUGGGUCGAAACACAUUCACCAUCAUCAGCAGCAACACCUUCAGCAUAUUCACCCGUCACCACCACAACUAUCAGAUGCCCCCUACAACCACUACAACCACGCAAGAGAGAUGCAUAUAACUGAGGCAUUUCCCAUCUCAACAGCUUCAGAGAGUGCUGCAAAAGGCAGAAUGGUGAAACGGCCAAGAAAGGAGACCAAAGUCCAAAACUCUCCAUACAAGAAGUCUUCAAAGACCCCGAGGAAGAGUAGAAAAGGUGGAGGUGAAGAUUUGAACAGGCAGGUCACUAUCGCAAAGCCAGCCAGUGACUGGAGGGGCGAGGUCGGAGGCGGGGACGAUUUAAACGAGCGGGUUUCUCUGACAAAGCAUCAAGAGUGGAAAGGUCAGGAUCUGGGUCUGAACCAGGUCACUUUUGAGGAAGCAACAAUGCCUGCACCUGUCUGCUCAUGCACAGGAAAAUACCAGCAGUGUUACAAGUGGGAGAAUGGAGGGUGGCAGUCUGCUUGCUGCACCACAACACUGUCCAUGUACCCACUGCCGGUGAUGCCCAACAAGCGGCACACUCGCAUGGGAGGGCGCAAGAUGAGUGGUGGUGCAUUCAGAAAGCUUCUCAGCCGGCUGGCAGCAGAGGGCCAUGAUUUGUCGCAGUCAGUGGACCUUAAGGACCACUGGGCUAAGCAUGGUACAAACCGCUACAUCACCAUCAAGUGAGGCAAAAUACAGUCAUGAGUCUUAGAAUUUAGAAUUUAGACUUUAGUAGGGAAGGACCGAUUUUUUUUUAUUUAUGAUUGACCCUUUUCUUCCCUGCUGGAUCUUUUUUGUUCACCUGGAGGAAUACGAUGUCUUCAGGGAAGCAUAGGAUUAGCAUCUAGCGAACAAGGGGGGUGAUGUUCUGAUGUUAGGUGCUUGGUCACUCGUCAUUAUCUGGGAUGGAAAUGCUUGGGAAUGGAGUUUGAUUCCUGAAUACUUACUUUGAGUUAUGUAUAUAUAUAUUUAAUUUCAUUAGAGACAAUGAGCUGGUAUUUGCUUCA
Messenger RNA from Phoenix dactylifera (date palm), 1663 nucleotides. RefSeq names its product barley B recombinant-like protein D. Gene Ontology annotation, biological process: response to ethylene. Lineage: Eukaryota; Viridiplantae; Streptophyta; Magnoliopsida; Arecales; Arecaceae. Gene Ontology annotation, cellular component: nucleus. The record is from RefSeq and is a predicted model, not a curated record. Gene Ontology annotation, molecular function: sequence-specific DNA binding; DNA-binding transcription factor activity.